AUGAUAAACCACUAUCGACAACUUUUCAUCACUUUCAUUAUUUUCCAUCUAGCGCCUACUGCAAACUCUUGCUCUCCACUGCCACAAUUUCUAAACUAUAAUAAUUUUCACUUAUUGCAAUAUGCCGAAUGUCGAGGUGCCAAAGUAUAUGAAAUCCAAGGUAUUCAGGAUAUGGAUCAGUGCACACAAGCAUGUCGACAAUUCGGUUGUGCUGCUAUCAAUUUUUUCCAAUUAGGAGAAUUUGAAUUUAUGUGUGAAAUUUUAGGGACGGUUAUAGGUGUAAUACCAGCACAAGGUGCUGCAUGUUAUACUGCUACUUUUUAA
Brugia malayi is the source of this 324-nucleotide messenger RNA. RefSeq lists its product as uncharacterized. Lineage: Eukaryota; Metazoa; Nematoda; Chromadorea; Rhabditida; Onchocercidae. The coding region runs from base 1 to 324 and encodes 107 amino acids. The transcript is spliced from 3 exons. The record is from RefSeq and is a predicted model, not a curated record.